Messenger RNA from Solanum lycopersicum (tomato), 432 nucleotides. The record is from RefSeq and is a predicted model, not a curated record. NCBI's taxonomy places the organism in Eukaryota, Viridiplantae, Streptophyta, Magnoliopsida, Solanales, Solanaceae.
AUGUCGCAAAUUUCAGUAAAUUUCGAUGAAGUUGAUAUAUGCAAGUGUGGUUAUUAUUGUCGACUGAAAACUUCGAGGACUCCUUUGAACCCAGGUCGUCGAUUUUUUGGAUGCAAAUCAUCAAAGGAAAAUGGUGGAUGUGGAUAUUUUAGAUGGAUUGAUCCGUCGCUUGAAAAUGUUGAUGAAUCAUCCUCAAUGAAUAGACUCAUAGACGGUCAAAAUCCGAUUGAUCGACUAAAGAGAAAAGUGAAAGAGCUUGAAGAAGAAAAAGAUUCUUUGAAAUUUCAAUUGAAUGAAAGUGAAGUGAAAUUGAUGGGCAUUGAAGAUGCCUGGGAAGGAGUUAAAUGCCAGAAGGAAGUGAAUCGAGAGGAUCCACCUCGGUUGUCAUGGUUGCCGCCUCCAAGAGAAGAGAGGGAACAAUCGGUGCCCUAA